Messenger RNA from Odontomachus brunneus, 11822 nucleotides. RefSeq names its product protein scalloped (gene scalloped). Gene Ontology annotation, biological process: regulation of transcription by RNA polymerase II; embryonic organ development; hippo signaling. Gene Ontology annotation, cellular component: transcription regulator complex. The transcript has 9 exons. The record is from RefSeq and is a predicted model, not a curated record. The coding region runs from base 6151 to 7806 and encodes 551 amino acids. Gene Ontology annotation, molecular function: RNA polymerase II cis-regulatory region sequence-specific DNA binding; DNA-binding transcription factor activity, RNA polymerase II-specific. NCBI's taxonomy places the organism in Eukaryota, Metazoa, Arthropoda, Insecta, Hymenoptera, Formicidae.
UAGAUUUAUGUCCCGCGCAACUCUGAAAUAUCAUGUGAGUAUUUUGAAGAGCAAAUCUCUCGUGAAUCUUUGACGAAAAGCGCUCCGUGAAUUUAAAAUUAAGCCGGGCCUGCUCUGGAGAGAAAUUAAGUCUCUUUCCUGAACGUGCUCGUCAAGUAUGAAAACCCGUAUAAAUUCCGUAAAAUAUGUUAACGUCGUCCCGUUGUUCGCGCGUACCCGCCACUCCAUCGCACCACUUCCCCGGGACGUGAGAAAUAGUUUCGAUAAAAUUCUGAAACGAAAUCCCGAGACGAAAUCCCGGCCGGGCGUGCUCGGGUGAAAUUUUUUCGCGAACAGAACUUGGUCGCGAGAUUGGAACAUAUACACAUCUAUACACAUUUGUGUAAUAUUAUAAAAUAAUACCCUCGGAACCGAUACCCCACAGUGUCAUUUCCAUUCAUCAGCUCACGUAUUUCGUGCGGAGCAUUCUUGCCGCUGCCGGAGAGAGACACGGGGAUAGGUAGUUUUCAGCAGUCGUGACUACAGAAACUGCGUGAGACACGAACCGGUCCGAUCUUUUCGUGGUUCUUGUCAACGUUUGCUCACUCACGUGGCUCUUAAUCCCUAAGAACGGUCGCACCGCCGACCUGUCCGUGUAAUCUCUUUUUCGCUUUCUCAAUGGAGCGCCUAUUAUGUUCUCGUCGACGAGUGCGUAUGAGUAUAGUUUUUUGUGUAUUCUGGAAGAAGACAGAACUACCGAUAAAUCGCAUGCUACAGUUGAAUACUACUUAUGCAAUCGUGUCAAUCUUCUUCUAGCUAGAAGAGUCCUAAAGCGAUAUCCCGAUUGGUUCUUUAGCUCAGGUUUACGUCUUACGUCUACAGUUACGGCAGUCCAUGUGCCCUGAGGACUGCAUUUCGAGGAUCCCGUUCUUCGGCGUGCGAACGUAGGGACUGACAGUCGCACGCGCUGAUGUCGUUUUACGGCUGGCGAAUGCGCCCGGGUAAUCUCGUCGCGCUGGAAUACAUUUAAUUGUGUAUUAAAGUGCCAAACGGUCUAGACGGGACAUUUUAGCGUCGCGACUUUAUCGCGCGGGUCCUCGUGUAAUGAGGAUCUUUCCCUCUCUCGUUCCAGUCUCACUCGGUCGCCUGCUCGCUGCUAUCAUAUUGUUUAAGCAUGCUGCGAGCGAGAUCGACUCGUCAGGCCGGUUAAUUUGCCCGCGCGGAUCAUAAUCUCGUCGAACGUUAUAAAGUUGAAGAGCGUAUCCGAAUAACAGUCCAUUAGCGGGGCGCGGAAUUUUUGUUGCCCCAACAAUUUUUUAUUCUCACCUCUCGCUUGUUUUCCUCCUUCGUUUCGAUUCUGGAGAGCUACUGUGUCUUCUGUGUCCUUUAUUUCGAGCCUUCAAAGCUUUAUUAUAAAGAGUGAAAGCGCGCUAUAAAAGUCCCGCGGUUGCCAACGGGUUAUUAUUGUCGGCCGAAAUUUAUGAACAGCGGUCGAUCUCGGGCGAGAGUUCCUCGGGAUAUGAACGGUUUCGGCGACUUUCGGUCGCCGGUUAGGAGAGCGUUCAAUUUAAACGGGUAAUAAUGUUCACGCGGUGGCGACGCGACAUCGUAGUCGUCGCCGGAGUGUGCCGUCCCUGUCUCCUUCUCUCUCGCUAAGCGAACCAGAAAUAGUCGCUGUUUUGUCUCCCGAUCGGAGAGCAACCGUCUCUCUCCUCUCCUCCCCUCUCGUCCUCGUCUAUUUCCGACUGUCUCUCUCUUUCUCUGUCUCCUCCAGCCUCCUGCCGCCGUCUUUCCGACUCGUAGGAGUGCACGAAAUAAAACGUCCCCGCGAAUGCAGAUACGCGAGGAUAAACCACCUCGGGGAGGAUCGAGCGAGCUCGUAGAAGUGGCUCUCUCACGUCGCGAUUCUCACGUGCGCUCGCUUUCAUCUCGCCGAGAUGAAAAGCCGGCUGAUUGAUGGAAUCGCGAUUCCACCGGCGAACGCGACGCGAGUCACCUCCUGCUCACUUUUCGCCGACGACGGACGAUUUCCAGGUCGUCGCGACAGCGCUUGUAUCGAAGUAUCGAAUAAAUCAUUAUCGGCGUGACGAAAAGUGCGCAAAUUUUGGGCGUGAGAUCGAACAGAUUGAUGACAAUAAGUGAUUGAAGAACAAAAAAAGAUCAACAUCAUUCAGCAUUAUUCUCGCGGAUUAGCGCCUCUCCCAGCGAUUAUAUCACACGAUCGCGUGUCGGUUACAAAAUACCCAUUCAUCGCGCGUCUCUCGAUUUAUCCGAGCGACGAUCUCGACGGAGAGGCGUCCUGAUCGGCGUGCCGCUCAUAGAGACACGGAGAAUUACCGGAUAAAAUAUUUCCACAGAGUGAUUGUUUCACGGAGGAGCGCGUACCGAGCCCGAUCAUCGCGACCGUUCCGCACUAGGUGGAUAGAGAGAAAAAGAAAGAGAAAGAGAGAGAGACUUAUCGGGCGUGUUUAGAGAAUGCAUGAAAUACCAUUGGAAGUUAUUACGGUCGUUGUCGUGAAAUAUCACCGCCGCGGCACGCAAUAAGAAAUCCGCGAUACGGUAGCGGCGACGUGAAUAGCCCCAAGUGCAAGAAUCCUUUCUCUCGCGCGCGGCCGCCUGCACCUGAUUGCAUAAACGCCGUAACCGGCGAGUGUGUAAGUGUGUGCAUGUUACCGGCCACUGUCGCGCAACGUCCUGAAAUGCACUGACCUUCUAUUGUUCCCCGGACAAAUCGCUGUUCGCGGUGCUUACAGUGGCCGUACCUCUCCUGCACCGAUUCGCGUCGACCAGGAGGCGAGGGAAGAGCUUGUCUCGAAGAACCGUCGCGAAUCUCGUCGCGAGAAAGGGAGAGACAGACAGAGAGAUAGAGAAAGAGAGGGAGAAAGAAAGCAGCGAUUACAUCGCUGCAUCUUGACCUUUUUCUCCCGGCCCUUGCAAAUGUCAUUAAACCGGAGAUCGUGACGAUCCGCGGGCAAUAGACCCCGAGGCGGACGAUACUCUUUAAAUCGAUCGAGAUCGAAAGCGGAGGAGGCGUCGCUUUCACACGGAAGGAAACGCUUGAAAGAACGGGUCGACGGAUGAAAGUAUCGCGGAAGGAUAAGAGGGAAUUAAAAAACCGUGCGGUUACGAGAAAAUUAGUUCAAAGUUCCGCGCUCUUCGCAUAGAGUGCUACAUCGAGAGGAAGAUAAAGAGAGAAUAUUUAUUCGUUGGGCACUGACAGCUUAUUCAUUCGAAUCUAAACUCUUUCGCUUGAACGGAAUAAACAAUUGUCUUUGUGAAAAGUUAAGGUUUUAAAGAAACGUACACAGGGAAAAACGAUAUGGUUUGCCACACGAAAGUCUGGCUCUGCCAAUCAGAUUCGAUAUCAGAAUCCGGUUGGCAGAACCAGAUUUACGUGUAUAUUUUAUAUUGUAUAAAUAAUGUGUCGUAUUUUGUACCCCAUCGAGUAAAUAUUUAGUAUUUUGUCUCUUGGAUAUUUUUUAUUUCUCAGUGUGUGAGAUAUUCGGAUGAUACUGAUUUUUUUUACGCAGCUGGUCGAUAGCGUGGACCUGUGGUAGCUAUUUAACCAAGUGUCCAAAAGUUUUAAUUACACCGAGAGAAUAUUGUAACAAAAAUUACAGUACAAUUUUAGUACUCCGAGAAUAGAUUAGCAGUAUGAUGAAAAUUAUAAUGAGACAUAGUAAAGGUGACCAUCAAUAUAAUGAAAAUUACCAUAAAUGUAAUAAAAAUUAUCAUGUUUAUGAUCUCACGUUUAUUAUAUUUUAUUACUACUACUAAAAUUGUAUCGCAAUUUUUACUACAAUAUUCUCUCCGUGCACUUUUACACAAUGUUCCGUGCAAUUUGGUACAAGGAAAAGGAACAACGAUCUCUUCUGUCCUUCAAAACCGCGUUACUCGUUAAACUGUAUUUUUAACGGAGACACAUGGUUCAUUUACUAAUGACACCAUUUUGGGGACAGUUUUAAGCUUUGUUUCAUGGUCGUUUUCAUGUGAAGGAUUGCAUCAGCGCGCGCGCGCGCGCGAAAAUGCGCGUAGAUAAUGGGCUGCGCGAAAUUAGCAUAAAGCCACGUACGUCGGUGGUGCAACGAGAUACCGCGGCCGGCAAUGAGGGAAAGAGGCGGCCGAUUACAAAGUAAGACACUUGCAGAUUGCAGUUAGCGUUACCGCGGUUAAGCGCAUUAUACGCCUGCAGCGGCUCGUAACGCGCUUUCUCUCUUCCUGGUGUUCUCCCACACGCUUCCCUCAAGUCCGUCCGUCCGUCCGUGCGCGUUCGUUCGACGUUGCCUCGCUCGUGCUUUUACGAAUCCCCGGAGAUAGGUACCCGGAGAAAAACGGACACUAGCGAUGCGAAAGGCACGGUACCUCGUGUUUAUCUUGUUAUUCCUGAGAGAGAGGCGUCAGUUUGCGUUCUCGACUUUUGUCGUCGUCGUCCUACGGCUAAUGAGAAACCAUUAAACGACUACGUCGUACGUCAUGAUUAUUUUUCCAAAAUUUGCUUCGUCACGCCUGACUCAUCGGGCAUGACGCCGGCAGGUUUAUCAUGCCACCUUAUCCGUAAAAGUCAAUUUUAACGUUGAAUUUGAUGUUCACUUAGGUCGGCUCGUUCAUCAUGUUCGGUUCGGGGUGUCUCUCAGGUAGUCUCCGAAGUUAAAAGUACAGUUAUCUCGUUGCGGGAAGAUUUCGGAGUAAAUGUCCCUUGACCGUCGCUGUCCCUUCGCCGUACGACGUUUUUGUAAAAAGAUAGCGAGGUAUCAUAACCUUUAUCAGAAAAAAAGAAGAAAAGAACAGCCUUUAUCGAAAAAAAAGAAGACCUGACCUUAUCUUAUCUGACCUUAUCUUACCUGACCGUAUCUGCUAUCGUGGGCAGGAAGACCACCACAUUCCGUGAUCAUUGUUCGUCGUGCAUUUCACGAAUGCGCUCGCUCGCUCGUUUCGCUCCGAUCUGUCACGUAAGAAACACCGUAUCUCACGCCAUUUUUACGGGAAAACCGAGCUCGGACGAAUGCGUAUCUCGUGCGGCUUGCGUGAAACAAUGUGAUACAAAUGCGUGGCGACGAUUCGUCGCCAAACCGUAUCCCGGCCGGCUACUGUUUUGUCGUGGUCGUCUUAACCUGUCUCAGCUGGAAAUCGGUCAACGUCCAUAUCUUCCUCUCUAUCUCUCUCCCUUUUCUUCUCUUCGUCGAGGCGGCGUCGUCUAUUGUGCCGAAGCGUGCUCACGCGCGUUUCUUUCAAUCAGAACCGCAAUUUUACGGUCACGUAAAUCUCAUAUUAAGAUGCGUCACCUGCGCGUCAUUGUGAGAUCAUUAUAUUAGCAGUAUGGGACGUGUCCCGUCAUAAUCCGAUUACGAGGCGGCCGGCGACUGCAUGUGUUUUGACCCCUUGCCGGAUGUGAAAUGGUCGCUUCCGGCUCAUUUGCGCUGUAAUCGCGGCCUUUGUUUUCGACAGGUACCGAACUCGAAACUGACGCGACGGCCUUGCCAGGGGAGGCCGAAAGCUUAUCGACCUGUGACGUCCGUCGAGUAUUGACAACCGUUGUUGUUGUAAUCGCAGAGAGCCGAGCACAACGUCGCGUUAUUUAUUUUUUUAUUUUUUUUUUUCGUUCUUUUUCAAGUCACGUAAAUUCGGUAUCGUUUAGUGUCAAACGCACGCGCGCGGUUCUUGCCCGAGAGAGUAAUAUUUCGCGCGUUUUAGUCAAAUUUAUAUUUCAACGAUCGCGCGUGCGAGUGAAAACACAUCGCCCUCUCCCGCGAUGUGCUUUGUCCCGAAAAAUGAAUUCGCCGUCUUUCAACCUCGUGGCGAAUCUGAAAAUCCCGUCCAGCCCGUUGUUUUUCACCCAACGUUUUUCCGACAAUCGAGGCCGUGAUACGUGCCUCGCUCGGCGCGACAAAGUGACGAUUGAGGAUCUCUCCCUCGGUCCUGCGAGGAUCCCGAUGAAAGGGGGAGAGAGGAGGAUGCGAAUUAGAGGGAGGGAGAUAAGGACGGGGAACAGGUAGAAAAGUGCUGACUGCCUGCAGUGAUGGAGGAGAAGCCGGAGGAGGACGAGGGACGGCGGAGGGCGAAGGGAGACGGGGACGAAAGAGUGGCUGAAAAGACACCGGCGCUGAGAGCGGAGAGGCACAGAGAGCGAGCCGGGGCUUUAUAGUCGAGGCGAACCGGUUUUCCGUAUCUCCGAUGACUCAUCCUUCGCGACGACGCAGCGUCAAGUGCAUUUCCUGGCCUGGCCUGGCGCAUCCCAACCUAAACUCUCUCUUCCCCUCCCUCUCGCGCGCCACCAAGCGUCUGUCACUCUUCGCCGUGCUCGUGUUCCUUCUCCUCGCUCCAACCUCGUCGGCCUCCCCUCUCCUCUCCUCUCUUCUUCCCGGUCUCGCUCAUUUUCUCCGCUCUCUUCUCCGGCGGCGACCGACGAGGAGCAGCGCGCGUCUCAGUGGUGCUCAUGACGGAGAGAAACAUCGUAAAGUCGGGAUACACGCUCGAUGUCGCGGCAGUGCGGUGGCUGCAGCCGACACCAUUUCCGCGCCGUGGACCCCCGCGAGUUCCGGGCCGCCGCCCGACGCCAACGGCUCCGGCUCGGAUACGAAGAACCUCGACGUUGGCGAAAUUAGCGAUGACGAGAAGGACCUGUCGGCAGCGGACGCGGAGGGUGUGUGGUCGCCGGAUAUCGAACAGAGCUUCCAGGAAGCUCUUACCAUAUAUCCGCCAUGUGGUCGUCGCAAAAUCAUUCUUUCCGACGAAGGGAAGAUGUACGGUCGCAACGAGCUAAUCGCCCGCUAUAUCAAAUUGAGGACCGGUAAGACGAGAACGCGAAAGCAGGUGUCCUCGCACAUACAGGUCCUCGCGAGAAGAAAACUCCGGGAAAUACAGGCGAAACUCAAAGUGGAUCAUGCAACCAAGGAGAAGACGCUCCAGACAAUGUCGAACAUGUCGAGCGCCCAGAUAGUAUCAGCUGGAAGUUCGAUACACAACAAGAUGACCCCCGCCCUCGUGGGGCACCUUGCCCUUCACGCUUCCACCCCUGUCUCCUAUCCCGGAGCGCAAUUCUGGCAGCCAGGACUGCAGCCGGGAACGUCUCAGGAUGUCAAGCCGUUCCCCCAGCCCGCCUACACCGGGAAACCGGCAACGGCGGUCUCGAGUGGCGACAUGGUCCAGCCGGCGCCGCCGCCGCCGUGGGAAGGACGCGCCAUCGCCUCCCACAAGCUCAGGCUCGUCGAGUUCACGGCCUACAUGGAGCAGCACAGAAAUCAGGAGAUGUACCACAGGCACUUAUUCGUCCAGAUAGGGGGUCCUGCAGUUUACGGAGAUCCGUUGGAAGCAGUCGACAUUAGGCAGAUAUACGACAAAUUCCCGGAGAAGAAGGGCGGUCUGAAAGAACUGUACGAUAAGGGACCUCAGGCGGCUUUCUUCCUCGUUAAGUUUUGGGCUGAUCUCAAUACCAACAUCCAAGACGAAGCUGCUGCAUUCUACGGUGUCACGAGCCAGUACGAGAGCAACGAACACAUAAAGAUGAUAACGUGUUCGACGAAAGUGUGCUCCUUCGGCAAGCAGGUGGUGGAGAAGGUGGAAACGGAAUACGCCAGGUUUGAGAACGGCAGGUUCGUCUACCGCAUCAGAGAGUCGCCCAUGUGCGAAUAUAUGAUCAACUUUAUUCACAAACUGAAGCACCUGCCGGAAAAGUACAUGAUGAACAGCGUUCUCGAGAAUUUCACCAUCCUCCAGGUUGUCACGGAUAAGGAUACGCACGAGACAUUACUGUGCACGGCGUAUGUGUUCGAAGUAUCGACGUCCGAACACGGUGCUCAGCAUCACAUAUACAGAUUGGUCAAAGACUAGCCUGCUUGAACUUGCUCGCCAUGCAGCCAUCCACCCCCAUCAGUGCCUACCAUCACAUAAAGAUCAUCCAUACGCGUAUACACUGUACGAACACAUACACAGAACAUACGGAACACACAUGUACAACUACAUACAAGCAAACACACGUACACACAUGAAACGCGACACGACGCAUCGAUACGUGGGUGUAAAAGACACACACUCACGGGAAGAUAUUCUCGCGUCCAGACAAGUUUCUACGGAAGAUAUUCGGUCGAUGAGAGAAGAUAAAAAUAACUAGGAUAAUAUAAUAAUAAAUAGGAGAAUUGUCCAUUAUAAACCCUUGAUCCAGCGAAAACAAUUCACUUGAGUUUUCACUUGAGAGUUUUAGAAAGAAUUCCCACUGUACAGUAUAAAGAUCGCAAACGCAUUUCUUGAAAUGCGUCUCUACAUUUUUAUCCCUCGAGAAUUCUUGCGCGUUUCUAUAAAAACGUGGAAGAUGUACCCUAAGACACGCGAAUAUUUUCCGUGGAACGCCUGGAGAAGAACUCGAAAAACACAUGCGUACACCGUACGUGCACGUACGACAGAGUACUGGCCAGCCCGAGCUUGAGUUUGAUUCGAAGUUUAUAUACCUUUUAAUAACUUAUUGGUCUAAGAGUUUGGAUGCGUGUUGCAGGAUGGCAUCUUUGUACGCACAUCUCGCGCGAUGUCUUCGAGGGCCGUGUUCUCACAGACAUCCUUUAAAACUUGUUCUAUCGAAAAAAAUUUUCGGAGGACUACUAAGGUGGACCUGAUAUGCGAGCCUGAGAUAUGUCGCGCGCGUGUGUGCGCGCGCGCAGAAUUGUAAAUUUUAUAAUACAAAUAGAUAUAAACGUAUAGAUAUUUUAUGACCGUGAAUCGUCAACCAUCUUAAUCGGCGUGUCCGAUUCGUCUCGGGAUUUUAAAUGUAAUAAAGGGAAUAAAAUAAAUUAAGUUAAAAUCGACAAUAAAUUUUGGUGUGAAAGUGCUUAUUAAAGAGAAUAAGCAUGUACCAGAAGCAAAGAGAAAAACAAGAAGAACAAAACACAGAAACAGACUCUGACCUCGGAAAGGCAUGGUACCAACAUGAUCUAGUAUUAUAGUUUUAUUAUUAAAUUAGGCGAUAGAGAAACCCCCAACAAAACACACUGAUACACAAAUAUACAUAUAUUACGUAUAUAAGAAUAUAUAUGUUAAAUAUUAAUGCAAUGAUUACGAUUUACAUUGUUAUAAAUGAUCGUGUAUAAAGUUAUCUAAGUGAUUUCUCUAAGUUUUAAAGAAAAAUGUGGAAGUUUUACUCGAGAGAUAUGCCAUUACGAAGAAGUUUUAAGUAUCCUAAAUUUACGUUUGUAUCGUUCGUAUAAUAUUUUUUUUUACUAAUUAGAUACCGAGAGGAACGAACAACACACCCAUACACACACGCGCACUACACGUACGUUUCCUUUUGAAGCUUCGUCGCAGAAACGCUUCUCUUAUCUAUAUUGUAUCGUGCAAGAAUUUUUAUCAUUAUAAGAACACUCUCGCUGCGGCGUUCUUCAUCGUGCGACACGGAAUAACGGACGAUGAUCACUUUUAUACGUUUUUAAAAAUCUUUUAAAGCGCACCUAAUGUGCAAACCCACCCACUCUUAGGCAGCGACACUUAGGUUUAGAGGGAUGUGUUUGUAUUUCUUAUAAUCGUCUUACGUUGUAUUCUAAGAUCAUUUUCUAUAGUUUUUAAACACAAAGGAUUUCUUUUUCGUACAUAUAUUUUGUUUGUUUUUAUCUUUCUACCACACUUACAAAGCAAUGUAUCGGAUCACGUGAAUUUACGGAUAGAAGCAUAGGCCACCGUUACACAUGCACACACACACAACACACUCAUGGCAUCCACAAAUAUGCACACAUAGACCUGACAUAGCUAUGUGAUAGAGACUUAUGAUUAGAGUUUUCUCCGAAAACCCGACCUUGGCAUUUUUUGCCGGGGGGAAUGUAUAGAAACCUGUCUCACUCAAACGUAACGCGAGAUGUAUGGCAACUUCUCGUAAUGUCACACACACACACACACACACAGAUAGCUCGUAUUCUCAAGUUACACAUACGUCGUUCGCGAUCGUCUGAUUUCAACACUGCUCCGCAAACCUGUCUAUAAGCUACAAUAAAGUAUUUUUCAAAGCGUUGAUAACGCUAGGCGGGAUAAAGUCCCGUGUUGCAAAAACAUUUCGUACUUAAUAAUAUAUUUUACGCGCUUGACAAACAUACACCUAACAGAUGCAUACGUACACACAUACACAUGCACGCACGCACGCACGCACAUGGACCAUGGAACUUACAUACAGAGAUUUUUCAUGAACUCAGUGGCAAUUGUUUAAACAAGUAGAGGACCACACCCUGCAGUUUUGAUUUUAUUUAAUCGCAUCUCUCAUAUAGAUUAUUACGCGUAAAUGCACAGCAACUCUUUUUACUUAUUCUUUUAUCCAAUCUGUUGUGUGUUCCCGAAACAGGACUUGCCUAUCGAGCGGUGAACGUUAACAUAAGCGAGAAGAGAUGGUUAUGUGUAUAUUUUAAGGAGAUAAUCUUACUUAUUGUAUUCUUACUUUAACUUUUACGGAACAAGUGGCAAUGUAUCUUGAUCUCUCUUUUAGUCAGAAAUACGUCGCUUUUUAUUUGGAGUGAGAAGUGAAUUUACUAUUACGGUUGACCGGAAGUUAUAGAGAGGAAUUUAUAUUUAAUCGCGAUAUAUAUGUGGAUAUAUGUUUUUUUCUCUUUUUUCUGUUUGAACCACUGGCAGCUUUCAAUACCUUUUUACUUAUUAUUUUUAUUAUUAUUAUUAUUAUUGUUGUUACCGUUUUUCUUUCGUCUCUUCUUUUUUUCUCAUGAAUAUGAUGGAUCGAAUAGUUUUCGACUUGUCGCGUUGAUGUGAAAUUUGCAAGAAAUCGAGCGUGCAUAUCAAGCGAGAAUCGUAACCACGGCCAUGCUAUAUAUACGAAUAAGUUAUUUGUGAUGAUUUUGCUCAGUGCCCGUCGUAAAAGCCAAAAGUUUUCUUCUAUUUUUAUUACAACGAACAAAUCAGCGUCACGUGGUUACACAUUGGAUCGCACGGUAAUCUCUGUUCUAAUCGGAACGCGAUUCAAGAUACGAAGGAAAUUCUGACUGUCUCUUCUACACAAACUUACUGUCGUCUUUACAAAAAAAAAUAUAUAUAUAUAUAUAUAUAUAUAUAAGUACAAAAAUCUUGUUUGCAAACUUGAUAAUCGUCAUAAUUGUCCAUUACGCGUUUUGAAUAGAACAGAGCUUGUCUGUGGCGCGCUAUUAAAACGAUAUCAUUUUUGAGAACCGAACCAGCGCAUUAUCUUCAAGAAGAUACUCACAGGCUAUUCAGUUUAAUCAUGUAGACUCUUAUUUUGUAUGAACACCCGUAGAAAGAUGAACGGAGUAUGAAAUCGAAAAAAAAGAAAAAAGGAGUACCGAUACUAAUAUUAUUAACAUUAACAAGUAAUGAUUUUAAAGUAAGCGAAUUACAUUUGUAAGGAAAGAUUAUGAAAAUAUAUAUUUAUCUAUGUCUUCUGUGAAGAUAGAAAAUAGUACUCUCUCACUCUAUAUUGAUGAUGAUGAUAAUGAUGAUGGUAAUGAUGAUGAUGAUAACGAUGAUGAUAACGACGAUGAUGAUAAUGGUGAUGAUGAUAACGAUGUCGGAAAACGAGAGCCGGCAAAAAAAGAAAAGAUACAAAAUGCUGAAGUAGAUCUAGGAGGGAAAAGGAAAAGAGGAGAAAGAUACGACUCUAUACUCUGUACACAAUAUUACAUGAUACGAUCGAUCGAGAUUGACUCGGAUUUGUUAAAUAUCUUUGUACAUAUUUACACAAAGACCAUGUGAGAAAUUGUUCAAGUUCCAGCAGCUAAAUGUUUUCGUAUCGUAAGAAGUAAUCUUCACCGCGAGUAAAGGGAAAAUCCAGUUUCACUUUGUAAUACGUUCGGACAAAUCUCGGCCCCACGUUCGUCGAAAUUGCGAUAUACGCAAAAAAAAAAAAACAAAAA